Messenger RNA from Eptesicus fuscus (big brown bat), 639 nucleotides. It is a transcript of the gene IGLL1, whose product is annotated as immunoglobulin lambda like polypeptide 1. The record is from RefSeq and is a predicted model, not a curated record. Lineage: Eukaryota; Metazoa; Chordata; Mammalia; Chiroptera; Vespertilionidae. The coding region runs from base 1 to 639 and encodes 212 amino acids. Gene Ontology annotation, cellular component: MHC class II protein complex. Gene Ontology annotation, molecular function: MHC class II protein complex binding. Gene Ontology annotation, biological process: antigen processing and presentation of exogenous peptide antigen via MHC class II; immunoglobulin production involved in immunoglobulin-mediated immune response; peptide antigen assembly with MHC class II protein complex. The transcript has 3 exons.
AUGAGGCCCAGGACGGGGCAGGUGGGCUAUGAGGCCCGCAGGGGGCAGAGGCCUGGCUUCAGGCAGCACUGGCCCCUGAUGCUGCUGGGCCUGGCCGUGGGCACCCAUGGCCUGCUGUCCUCUUCCACGGCACCUCGCAGCAGGGCUCCAAGCGCUGGAGCCCCGACAAGGAGCAGCCCCAGGAGCCUGUGGGACAGCAGGUUCCCGUUCAGGACUGGCCCCCAGGGGACGGGCCCCAGGUGCUGGCCCGGCGCGUUUUGGUCGGAUCUUCAGUCACCGUGGUAUGUCUUCAGCAGCGGGACGCAGCUCAUCGUCCUGGGUCAGCCCACGUCCGCGCCCUCGGUCACUCUGUUCCCGCCCUCCCCUGAGGAGCUCCAGACCAACAAGGCCACCCUGGUGUGUCUCAUCAGUGACUUCUACCCGGGCAGCGUGACGGUGGCCUGGAAGGCAGAUGGCAGCCCCGUCACCCAGGGCGUGGAGACCACCGCGCCCUCGAAACAGAGCAACAACAAGUACGCGGCCAGCAGCUACCUGAGCCUGACGCCCGACAAGUGGCGAUCUGGCGGCAGCUACAGCUGCCAGGUCACGCACGAGGGGGGCACCGUGGAGAAGGCAGUGGUCCCCGCAGAGUGUUCCUAG